UCAAUUAUUUGCCUAAGUACUUUGGAAGAUUGGUAGGGUGAAUCACCAACAUGUCUAAGCAAGUUUCCAGUAGCACUAUGCCACAGGAGAAGCUCUUGCUGAACCCAUUUGAAGUCAGUGACGAUCAGAUCUUGGAGAGAAUAUACAUAACCCAUUUCCAUUGUGUUGAGAAGUAUGACGUUGGAGUUCUUUAUAGUGUUGCUUCAAAUGUUAUCAAACACUCAAUUGAAAUUGCUGACAUGAUUAUCAAGGAUGGCCAACAAAUUGAACAAGUCAGAGAAGAAACGGAUCCAUUAACCUCUUUCCAACGACUCCCUGCCAUGAAGCGAAUUGCUUGCCAGAUGAUGUGCACUGCUCGCGGCGAGCAAUAUGCGCAUCAAACAACAAUGUUGAUACUUGAACAGCUGAGAGAUUAUUCCUGGGAUGCAAAAGCAGUGAUAGUACUAGCAGCAUUUGCUCUGGAGUUUGGAAAGUUUUGGCAACUUGCGCAUAUCCCACGUGACAAACUUGGACAAUCAUUGGCAGAGUUGAAUGGACUUCAAAGCAUCAUGGAAAACAUACAGCACCUGGCUAACUUUAACAAUUUGGUGAAGAAGAUUGUGCAAGUGGUUAAAUGCAUCACUGAUUGGAAGAAGAUGAUUACUGCGGAGUAUAACGUAAAGGAUGUGCCUUCUUUGACGGACACUUUGCACGAGAUUCCUGUUCUUGCAUACUGGACAAUCAGCACAUUGGUCACUUGUACCAGCCACAUUGAUUUCUUGGGUGAUAAGGGUUACAGAUACGAUUUAUCCAAAUUUGACUAUAAGCUUGACUUCAUUCUCAAAAAUUUCAAGGACCACCAGGACAAGUGCAGCACACAGAUAGGGCAAAUAGAAGAUUACUCGAGGCGCAAGGAUAUUAUCACUUCCAUUCAAACUGAUACACAAAUUGAUAUUGUAAAAUUUUUGGAAGCUCUUAUUAUCCCCAGUUAUUCCCAGGAUUCCAGACCAAUAGUGUAUAAUGGUCUUACUGGACCACAGGUUGCAUUAGGAGAGUUUAAGAAUAAGCAUGUCUUAUUGUUCAUUUCUGGCCUUGACCACAUUGACAAUGAGAUUCAGCUUUUAAAAUCGAUCAAUGCGAAAUUGAAGGAAGAACCAAACGAGCUGGAGGGUUAUAGGAAAGAGGAUUUCAAGAUUUUGUGGAUCCCCAUAGUGAGUGUUUGGGAUGAAGAGCAAAAGAAAAAGUUAGAUGUUACUAAGGUUGAGUGGUAUGUGGUGAAGGAAUUCAAUUUCCAAACAGGUAUUGAUCUGAUAAAAGAGGUAUUCAAUUACAAAGGUAACCCCAUUAUCAUGCUCAUAAGCCCUGAGGGUAAAGUGGAAAACUCUGAUGCAAAGCAGAUUAUUUCCAAAUGGGGGAUUGAUGGCUUCCCUUUCAGAACCUUAGAUCACACUCGACUCACUCAGCAAUGGAACUGGUUUUGGAAUGAAAUGAUCACCCUCAGUCCUAUAAUAAGAGAAUUGAUCAAAAGGGACUCUUACAUCUUCAUAUAUGGAGGCACCAACACUAAGUGGAUCCAAGAUUUCACCACAGCUGUGGAGAAAUUGAAAAAGAAUGAAACUCUUACCCUAGAGGAAGAAACCACAAUUGAGUCCUAUCCAUUGGGAAGGGACAGCCCAAAGAUUGUUCCGCGCUUCUGGAUCACCAUUGACAACUUGCUUGCUAGCAGGAAACUAACAAAAAAGGGUAGUGAACAAGUGCAAGAUUCUACAACCAGAGAGAUUCAGAAAUUGAUGUUCCUCAAACAAGAUCCACUUGGAUGGGCCAUUCUUACAAAAGGGUCUCAUGUGAAGCUCCUAGGUCAUGGUGAUGCUAUGCUUAGAACUGUCACAGACUUUGAGAGUUGGAAAGGGACAAUGCACAAUGAAGUGAGCUUUGAUGUAGCUUUCAAGAACUACUAUGAUAAAUGCAAGGUUAAGAGUGUUCCUCCCAAAUGUGAACAUAGGGAAUUUGCCAAUUACCCCACUGACAUUCUAGCUCACAUACCAUGUCCAAAUAAGUGUGGACAUGAAAUGGAAGUUUCUUCUGUUAAAUACAUGUGUUGUCAUGGUCGUGAAGCCAGUGACAUUGCCUAAGACAAAUGCAUGAAAUAACUGCUACAUGCUCAGUGGUUUCUUCAUUUCAUGAAUGAGACUUCUUCUUCAAGUUUGGUUUAAAUUUUUGUGUGUAGAUGGGGCAAUAUAUUUUUAGUAUAUAUUGAUUCUUAUGCAGUUUGCCUUAGAUGAGUAUUAUAUUGAGUGAAUUGUUUUGAAAGAAUAACUAGUUCUGUGCUCUGCUUGACUGGCGCAGAAUCAUAUUCAAUCCCUUCCUGCUCCCCAAGCUUUUGGUUCAGUUAAAUAUACAGUCAACUAUUUGGCUCAUGCACUCAUCAUUGUAACGAAAUUUAAGUAUUGUUGAAACAAAAAGUUCAAAUUGACCAAUAAA
Molecule: messenger RNA, 2460 nt
Organism: Glycine soja
Lineage: Eukaryota; Viridiplantae; Streptophyta; Magnoliopsida; Fabales; Fabaceae
Product: protein SIEVE ELEMENT OCCLUSION B-like
Exons: 7
Coding region: 51-2111 (686 amino acids)
Biological process (GO): phloem development
Source: RefSeq, a predicted model, not a curated record